Molecule: messenger RNA, 10026 nt
Organism: Chionomys nivalis (European snow vole)
Lineage: Eukaryota; Metazoa; Chordata; Mammalia; Rodentia; Cricetidae
Gene: Kcnn3
Product: potassium calcium-activated channel subfamily N member 3
Exons: 8
Coding region: 284-2470 (728 amino acids)
Biological process (GO): potassium ion transmembrane transport
Cellular component (GO): neuron projection; plasma membrane; neuronal cell body
Molecular function (GO): calmodulin binding; small conductance calcium-activated potassium channel activity
Source: RefSeq, a predicted model, not a curated record
CUGAGUCUGCCUCAUACACUCCUAGAGGACCGCCUCCAGAAUAGAGUUCUUUUCGCCCCUUCCUCCUUCUCCCAGCUCCUCUCCUGGCCUUUCUACCCGCUCAAUACAAUGCACACUCGAGUGGCAGCCCCAGAGAACUGAAGCAAAGCAAAGACAGAGGACUGGAGCGAAGACACUUCUGGUGGGGAAGCUUGGAUGCCUGGCUUUCUUUGAGGUCAUCUUUGGAACAAGGGUGGCUUUGGGGUGGAGGGUCGUGCUGCAGGGAACCCAGCCAGGCCCCAAGAUGGACACUUCUGGGCACUUCCAUGACUCAGGGGUGGGGGACCUGGAUGAAGACCCCAAGUGUCCCUGUCCAUCCUCUGGGGAUGAGCAACAGCAGCAACAGCAACCGCCACCACCGCCAGCGCCACCAGCAGUCCUCCAACAGCCUCCAGGACCCUUGCUGCAGCCUCAGCCUCCGCAGCUUCAGCAGCAGCAGCAGCAGCCGCAGCAGCAGCAGCAGCAGCAGCAGGCUCCACUGCAUCCCCUGCCUCAGCUUGCUCAACUCCAGAGCCAGCUUGUCCAUCCUGGUCUGUUGCACUCCUCUCCCUCGGCUUUCAGGGCUCCUACUUCGGCCAACUCCACCGCCAUCCUCCACCCUUCCUCCAGGCAAGGCAGCCAGCUAAAUCUCAAUGACCACUUGCUUGGCCACUCUCCAAGUUCCACAGCCACAAGUGGGCCUGGUGGAGGCAGCCGGCACCGGCAGGCCAGCCCCCUGGUGCACCGGCGGGACAGCAAUCCCUUCACCGAGAUAGCUAUGAGCUCCUGCAAAUACAGCGGUGGGGUCAUGAAGCCCCUCAGUCGCCUCAGCGCCUCUCGGAGAAACCUUAUCGAGGCCGAGCCUGAGGGCCAACCCCUCCAGCUCUUCAGUCCCAGCAACCCCCCAGAGAUUGUCAUCUCCUCCAGGGAGGAUAACCAUGCCCACCAGACUCUACUCCACCACCCCAACGCUACCCACAACCACCAGCAUGCUGGCACCACUGCUGGCAGCACCACCUUCCCCAAAGCCAACAAGCGGAAAAACCAAAACAUUGGCUAUAAGCUGGGACACAGGAGGGCCCUGUUUGAAAAGAGAAAGCGACUGAGUGACUAUGCUCUGAUUUUUGGGAUGUUUGGAAUUGUUGUUAUGGUGAUAGAGACCGAACUGUCUUGGGGUUUGUACUCAAAGGAUUCCAUGUUUUCGUUGGCCCUGAAAUGCCUUAUCAGUUUAUCCACCAUCAUCCUGCUGGGUUUGAUCAUCGCCUAUCACACGAGGGAAGUCCAGCUCUUUGUGAUCGACAAUGGUGCGGAUGACUGGCGGAUAGCCAUGACCUACGAGCGCAUCCUCUACAUCAGCCUGGAGAUGCUGGUGUGCGCCAUCCACCCCAUUCCUGGAGAGUACAAGUUCUUCUGGACCGCACGCCUGGCCUUCUCCUACACCCCUUCUCGGGCAGAGGCGGAUGUGGACAUCAUCCUGUCCAUCCCCAUGUUCUUGCGCCUGUACCUGAUCGCCCGAGUCAUGCUGCUGCACAGCAAGCUCUUCACCGACGCCUCCUCCCGAAGCAUCGGGGCCCUCAACAAGAUCAACUUCAACACUAGGUUCGUCAUGAAGACGCUCAUGACCAUCUGCCCCGGCACGGUGCUGCUGGUGUUCAGCAUCUCUCUGUGGAUCAUCGCCGCCUGGACCGUACGCGUCUGCGAAAGGUACCACGACCAGCAGGACGUGACCAGUAACUUUCUGGGCGCCAUGUGGCUCAUCUCCAUCACGUUCCUGUCCAUUGGUUACGGGGACAUGGUGCCCCACACAUACUGCGGGAAAGGUGUCUGCCUUCUCACUGGCAUCAUGGGUGCAGGUUGCACUGCCCUUGUGGUGGCUGUGGUUGCCCGCAAGCUCGAACUCACCAAAGCAGAGAAGCACGUUCACAACUUCAUGAUGGACACUCAGCUCACCAAACGGAUCAAGAAUGCCGCUGCCAAUGUCCUGCGGGAAACAUGGCUAAUCUAUAAACACACAAAGCUUCUAAAGAAGAUUGACCACGCCAAAGUCAGGAAACAUCAGAGGAAGUUCCUCCAAGCGAUCCACCAACUGAGGGGUGUCAAGAUGGAACAAAGGAAGCUGAGUGACCAAGCCAACACCCUGGUGGACCUUUCCAAGAUGCAGAAUGUCAUGUACGACCUAAUCACGGAACUCAAUGAUCGGAGCGAAGACCUAGAGAAGCAGAUCGGCAGCCUGGAAGCCAAGCUGGAGCACCUCACGGCCAGCUUCAACUCCCUGCCCCUACUCAUCGCAGACACCCUGCGCCAGCAACAGCAGCAGCUGCUCACUGCCUUCGUGGAGGCCCGCGGCGUCAGUGUGGCGGUGGGAACUAGCCACGCACCUCCCUCUGACAGCCCGAUCGGGAUCAGCUCCACCUCCUUCCCAACCCCAUACACAAGUUCAAGCAGUUGCUAAAUAAAACUCCCCACUCCAGAAGCAUUACCCAUAGGUCUUAAGAUGCAAAUCAACUCUCUCCUGGUCGCUUUGCUAUCAAGGAAGUUUCAGACCAGGGAACAGAAGGAAGAGAAGUGGAGCUGAUGAGCUAAUUCACAUUCUUUCGACGUGCUUGGUUCGAUUUGCCUUGAAACCAGACGUCUAAUCUCUGUUUAGGUGCCUCUACUUGGGAGCUGGAAGAGGAGGUGACUGGAAGCAACGCCUCUGUCAGGGCCCUUGCUGCAGAGCUGGCGGAGGACAGAAAGCCCUACUCAAUCUCAGGUUUUCACAGGGAGGUGGGGAGGGGCAGCCACUCUGAGGCAGCUGAAAGUGAAGUCAGCCAAAGUGGGGUGCAUUGGGCAAGGGUGGUAUCAGGUUUGAGAAAUGAACUCCUGGCUGCCUUGGGUCCUUAGAGGUGUCUCUCUCAUCCUUUUGUCCAAGGAAGCCCCUGGGUGGUAAAAGUAAAAAGAGAGCUGCCCAGAACUUUCCAAAAUGGACAUAGCCAAAUUAGAUUGGGGGGGGGGUGGCAUAGACAAAUGAAAAGCCAGAUUUUCCACCCAAUAAUACUAUUGAACACACACACACAGAGAGAGAGAGAGAGAGAGAGAGAGAGAGAGAGAGAGAGAGAGAGAGAGAGAGAGAGAGAUGUUCCAUCCAGAUCCUUUUGUCUUUGAGUUGAGCCCAAUGAAAGGGACCUGAUUCCUUGCUGUGCACACAGUGAGGAAGGUCUAAAUCUGCAUUGAGACGAAGUGUGAGGUGUGUUUGGUAGAAGUUAGCAGGUACUGGCCACAUUCUAUGUCACUGAAGAUUCAGGUCCCUCCUCCACAAUGUCCUAGACGCACACCUUGCCUGAUUCUAGUGUAUGCCAUCCCCAAACUGUUGGCAUUCUGGAGAGAGAAGCAGAUGUCUAAAAAUAGCAGUUUCCAAGAGUUUUCUUCCAGCCAAAUAAGCUGUGUCUGAUGGGCCCUGCGUUCUCAGGUGUCUGUAUGUGGGAGACGAGAGUGUGCCCGAUGCCACCGUAGUGAACAGAACCGCUGUCCGGGCUUUGUUGAGGUAUCAUCACCCAGAUGUAGGAGCGUGAAAGGGCCAGUUGCUGAGUUGGGCGAAGGAUGGAGAAUGUUCCUGUGGUCGCCUCUACCUUACCUGGACUCACCUCAAAAUGAGACACUGUGAGAGCACAGGGAGCCCCAGGACGUGCGUAAAUGAGGGGUUCAUUUGUUAGAAGCCUGUUUCUGUUCUGUCAUGUUCAUCUUGCAGCGAAAACUACUCCACUGAAUCUCAAAGCCCAUAGACUCCAGAACCAUCUAGAUCCAGGCUAGGGAUAGGCGCUCGGCUUGCUUCACUGCCCCGUGGUCUGACCAUACACAGCGUCUGGGAGGUGAGAACUGCUGGUUAUCACUUUCCCCAUUCUGACGUCUUUGAUUUCUGCUUGUAAGAAGUUAUGUAUGGAACAGUUCAUCUGUCUUUGCUAGAACAAAGGGGUGUUAUCUGUGUUUGGUUGCUAUCUUGAGAAUAGCCCUGUGAGCAGCUAUUAUGGCCAUCCCGGAGGCACUCCUCACUGUGUGGGUUUUUCUUGUGCAAUGCUGGUCCUGGUCCUGUUAGGUCAGGGAUGGCUGGAUGUUAAGGUGGAUAACUGUGGCGUGGAGAUCACUCGGCUUUUUUGCUCAGUCUCUUGUACGUCGUACUGUCUUGCUGUCUUGUGCUUUGUUUUGCAGUGCUGGAGAGCAGACCUGCGGCCUCAUGUAUGCUAGGCAAGUGUGGUUCCCCUCACCCACACCCCAGCCUGCUGCUGUUGUCUUAAUGGCCUAUCUUCCUAAUGGCCUAUCUUCAUCUCUCCCCUGAGCCUUUUCAUUAGCUGUUUUGCACACCAGAGAGGCCACAUUUGUCGUUAGUGUUUAAUUCUUUCUACUUGUUCUUUUAAUUAUUAAUUAUCUAAAAGAUUAUUUUUAUCCCAAGAAUGGUAUUGCUGUUUUCAGUUUAAACCAAACCGACAGGCACGCAUACAAAUAGAUGAGAUAGCCAUGCAGCUCCCCUGCGGCAUUGGUUGCAUUUCGCAGAAUGAAGGCUCCUGAUGGGCCCACUUCUUGCUCAUUUGGCCUAGAGCCCUGGACUGGUUUUCUCUGGUCUCCCCUUGCAUCCUGCUGUGAUCUUGUGCAGGGUGGGCACGCAUGGCACAGCUCGAGGUUAGUCUCCAUUUCACACAAAUGACUUGUGAGAUUCCACUGCCUCUCCUGCCUUGUGUCCAUCCUGGUCUGGACAUUGUCUGAAAUCUGUCUCUUUGUUGAUUUUCUUGCUAAGUAAACCCUGGAGACUAAGCUGGCAAUGCUAAUCCAGAGAAUGGCUGGAGUUGUUUCCAGGAGGGUACCACUAGCAUCGGAGAGACAUGUGGGCGUAUUUGUAGGGUAGCCUGGCCUAUUGAAAGUGCAGUGACUGUGUGUGGUUUUAUCUCUAGCGAAAGAAUAUACCUCGUAAAAAGUGACAGGAAUCUGAAGGUUGGUUCUGCAACGACAAAUGAACUGCCGCUUCUGUCCUAGUCUUUCCGCUCGACACGGGAAGUAACACUUCUCUUGCAAAUACAAUCAGCCCUCCAUGGCCUAGGUAUCGGGGAUCCUGGUUAUAGCUCACGCAGAUAUAUUCCUGCAUCUUUUUCCCACAUCACCUGAGUAUCUCCAACAGUAGGGAAGGAGGCUAACAGACCCGAUGGCUGUAUGUUAGUGGGACAAGUUUGAGUCUCAAGAGUGGGCUGCGUAUUCAAACCGUGAAUUACUGUAAUGUUGUUACUCUAGCCCUGAACUGGUCGAAUUCCACCCACUCCUGGAAGACUGGCCAAUGGCAGAGGCCUUCCUGCUAUCCUUCAGGAAUGCAGCAGCAUAUGGAAGCGCUCCAAUAUUUCCCCCAAAUAUCUGGACACUUGAAUUAAAAACCUAGAGCCACCCUCUCAUUGCUUAAGCCAUAUUAUAGCUUCAUGUACUGUGAAGUCAGGGAUGUACUGUGAUACUCCAAGACCACUGAGCUCAGUGGGGUUCGGGACAUAGCAUCAGCUGGUCAUUUACACCCAGCUAGAAGCCCGUUCCUUCUUAGAUUGAAAUCCAAAUAAAAAUCCGCACCUUUGGCUCAAAGGCCACGCAUGCGAUCAUUAUCACUAAAUUGUCAUGAAGUGUCUGAGAGCCAUUUUUACCACCUUCAGAAUGUCUAACUCCAUGACAUCAUGUCUUGAUAUGAUCCAAAAGAUUGCGAGGGGCAUAGCCAUGAGUCACCAGCGAUUGUGAUCCCAGUAGGGUCCAGCGCUGUAUGUAACAACAAUCUUGUAAAUUAGAUGUAGAAACUGUACAUGAAACUUAGUUCUUAAGUGCUUAGCAAGUUAUUAAAGGCCAAGAAAGGGCAUUGAAAAAUGAUGAUUUUAAUGUAUUUAGAGAUCUUCCCCUUCACUUUGCAGUAAUCUCCUUGCAAAGAAGUCAUGAGAAAAAGAAAACUGGGGAUACAUACAAAAUCAGAAUAGAGAAAAUGGUGAGACUGGAGUCGCAUGUCUGGCCAGUAUGUCUUGGUUUGUGUGUAUUUCAAGGUGAAGAUGAAUUAAUAAUUCAGUUCAAAGUAUUUGGCAAAGGACAAAUGAGAGCGCUGCUGUCAGCACGGCAGUACUGACUGGCUAAUCCACACUUAGAUGUUAUAUCUGAGUGUAGGGAAAGUUAUCAAAAGGGAAUCAGGGCAAAAUACGGGGUGUGUGCAUAGUUCUGGAAGCCCCCCUCCUCUGGAGUGUGACAAACAGUGUUUCAUCUCCAAACAGCCAGCCAGGCUGCUGCUGGAGAAGCCCAGUGGCGACGUCACUGCCCUUCCUUGGCUACUGCUCUGACAUGCUCACACAGACCCUUUCUCAUGGAGCCACUCCACUGCCCCAAACUUCUAGAUGCAGAUUAAGGAUCCAUUCGUGGUCAUUUUGCUGUCCCUGUUGACUCCAUGGCCUUUGGUUUCAGUCCCUUAGACAGCGAUCUGCAGGCUUCCUGGCAGCCAUGAACAGUCCCUUCUCUACCCUUUAGUCAGUUGACUUGAUCAUGCCUUGGGUAGUAUCCCUUCCUUCUCUACUACUGCCAAAGCAAACAUCUGGGGAGUGGGAUUAUAGCUAGCCCUAAGACGGGGGAGCAGAGGGGUAGCAAUAGUGUCCGCCUGUGGUAGCAGGAAGCUUUCACAAGGCUGCAUGAAUAGUCACUGACAGUUAACCCUGGCAGACAAGGAAUACGUAGAUUUUUAUUGAGUUAGGCCACAUCUUAUGAACGAGUGCUCUGUGCAGCCAACAGAGGGGAUCAUAACUGCGAUCUUUUUGUCUUACGCCCUUACUGGAAGCACUCAAACAUAAACUGGAGUUCCCUCUGAACAACGUGUCAAAUCUUCAACAGACCACCUCCAAACCAGGUGCCACGCGCCUUGCCACAGUUGUUUACACACCGAAAAACGUAUUCUGGAAACUGUGACCAAUCAAGCUGGUGGAGGAAAAGCACAAACUUCAAUACCAACCUCUAGUUAAGAUCCCAAAGAAAUGCUGACAUUUCUGGCAAAAUAAAUAAAUAAAAUAAAAAAUAAAUAGGAACAGUGGCAAAUAAAAAACACAACCAAAUCUGACGGAACAGCCGACAUCCAGCUUCCCGGAUGGAUCCCGACCAGGGCUGAUCCACCUUCAUCAUACCUGGAGUUUAAAUGGCGCAAUGACGUGACGGAUUUAGUCCCAGACUCUCCAUUCUGUGCUGGCCACGCGAGAACAAAAGCGAGCGAUAGGAUGUUGAUGGAGGAGCCAUUUUCAUAGCAAACUCAGAAAUGGAAGUGUUUAUAUUCCAGACUAGACGGGCUUCAGUAUGAAUUUGCAUCUUGCCUCUGUACUGCUUGCUAUUUUUUAACGAUAGGAGAAAGCAUAACAGUUUAUUUUAAAUAUGAAAUAUAUUGCUAUAUUAUGAAAUAUAUUGUAACUUUCGAUUAACAUUUUGUAUCAAGCUAGUCUUUAGCAGGCUGAGUGACAGCCUGCUUUCCUAACGACUGUUUCUGAGUACACAUCGCUCUUAGUGGUUGCCUGACCCCCAGGCCCAGGUCCUGGUUCCACAGCGUGCCGGACGGCCAUAUCCUCAUUCUCCAAGACUGAGUGAGUAGUAGAGACAAAAAUAGCCGUGACAGGAACUUAGAAAAAUCUUUCCACCCCCAGUUCUAUCAAGCCAUUUCAGAAGUGAUGGUUAAACCCCCCCUUCAGGAGCUGUCAGCCAGUUUAGUACAAGCGUAGACUCUUUCCAUCUAAAUGCAAAGGGCCCAUUCUGUAAAUUAUUGCCUCGGGCACAGCCAACCACCUUUCCUCUGGCAAUAUCAGAAUUAGGCAUUAAAAAACAGUCUUGUUUACUUUGCCUCAAAAUACUCAAAAUUCUUAGCGUUGAGUUUUUCAGUGUAAGAGGGCAACCAAGAUUAGAAUUCUCUGCAGGCAGGACCCAGUGAGAAGUGAAUGUGCCCUUCUCUGAGCUGGCAGUCUCUCUGGGGGAUCAAGGUUUCUGCUGUUUGUCAUUGGCGCCUGAGGAGGAGACAGAGUGUGCACAGAGACCCACAGAAAGCCAGCUUCCUUGUCUGCUAUCUACUCUCGCUGGGAGGAGGUGGGUCUGACCACCGCAUUUCCCCUAAGCGGCUCACGAAACCCAUUCCCUCCUCACCACAGCACCCGAGACACACGUAGAGUUUCAGAGUUCCUUUCUUUGAAUUGCCAGGGUCUUAUCCUGUACCAAAGUGGAUGAAGGAAGUCUUCCAUAAGUCCACACGUCUCCCGUGAGGACCUUGCUUCCGGCCAUCACUCCUACAGAACACUGGACAGGUAUAGACCAAGUAGCAUCAGUGGAGAGUUACCUGCCUGCCUCUUCCCUUCACCAACUCUAGAAAUGCACGCAGAUCCACAGAGCAUGCAAGACCAUAGGACAAGAUUCUAGAAAUUUCCAAGUCUCCCUGAAUUUCAGCCUAGAUAGGGCUCGGGCCUCCACGGCACCUGUUAGUCAUGCCCAAUGGCAGGCAAGUGUCUAAAUGCCCGGCACCAAUCGGCUGGGGAAGCCAGGGCUAUCUGUGUGCGCAAGUCAUGUUUGUUUCUCUCCGUGUCUGCAUUGCUCCUCGGUUAUCUGCUAGGCUGAGCUUCAUUAAAGCCAUCAGAACUGCAGGGCACCUGUUUUUAACACAUUUCUUACUCACUGGGCAAUGGAAAUGAGCUAACUCUCAAUUUGGUAAUUGACUGAGAGACAUUGAUUUGUUCCUUUAAACAUCUCCUGCUCAAAACUGGAGCUGUUCUGACUUUUCCGCCUAGUACUUUGUAGACCAGCUACGAUGUUUACAUGUAUAGAGAACAUGUGUAUUCUUCUGACCUUUGCCAUCGAUGCAGUAUCUCAUCCACAGUCAAGGAUACGAACCUAAAUUCCAGAUCUCGAGGAAGCAGGCUCUGAGCAAUAAUUCAUGUGCGUAGCCAUAUACUGAUCCUUGCUACUCCAGGUAAAAGCCAGAGACUGUCAGCAUUCAAACCCCUUAAGCCCUUAGACUCAGAUCCCCGGGCCCCAUACCGAGCCCACUCAAUCACAACUGGCAUUUCAACCAGAGCCCCUGGUGAUCUGUAUGCAGUCAACAUGGAGAAGGGCCGGCCUCACCACACUGCAUUGGUAAUCAAUAAUUCAGAAAUUCAGCUAUUUCUCUUGCAGGCCUCAGUUACCAAAUUGUUUGGUAAUGGACAGGUCUUACAUGAUUGUAAGGAUGAAGGUGCGUGCAUCUUAAAAUUUCAUUUGCUAUUGCACAGCCGAAAUGAUAGGCGUGGACUGUACUAUCAGUAGGGGUGGCCUUUCUUGAGUGUGAUGUGAAAAUCACUCAAGUCACAACGUCGAGCCCCCUCAGAGCCCCCUCUGAGCCUAUGAGAGUGGACGUUGGAGGACAAGGGGGAGCCAGGACAAGUCCCUGGAGAGAAGGCGCCUGGGCUUCUCCCAGUGCAGCAUUGGGCAUCUCUGGUCCCUUGUCCCUCCAUGAGGAAGGCAGCCUUCCCAGUGAGGACUCUCCUCCUAGGGACUAGAAAAAGAACUCAGUUCAGCCAUUCAGACACAGUCCGAAUCUCCUAAGGCUAUUCUCCUGUUCAUCGCAUCAGGCAAGGUGGGCGAGAAAAGAUGUGAGUUCUGAUAUUGGCACCCUAAAUUGAUAUGUACCCAGAAACAGUUAUAUUCUAAAUUAAUGGCUUUAACCUGUUCAUUGUAAAAAGUGCCUUGGACUUCAAUCUAAAAGAGGUCAGUAUAAAUAUGUAUGUGUGUGUGAUGUGUAUGUAGGCAAAUAUUUACAUAUUUAUACAUACAUAGGUGCACACACAUAUACCUGCACAUUCAUAUAUAAUAUAUACAUACAUAUAUAAAUGCUUCAUAAUAUAUUGCUAUUCACAGCUUCAUAUUUUGUUUCGUCCUAUGUUUAUUUGUUUAGUGAGAUCUUUACAUAGAAAGGUUCUAUUCAGGACAUGGAUGUAUUUUUUGUUUGUUUUUUACUUUUUAUUAAAAAGGUAAAGGAUA